Molecule: messenger RNA, 1353 nt
Organism: Microthlaspi erraticum
Lineage: Eukaryota; Viridiplantae; Streptophyta; Magnoliopsida; Brassicales; Brassicaceae
Source: the annotation of a GenBank genome assembly
AUGACGAAUUCCAACUAUGAACAACUGAACAUACCUGAGUUGUUUUUUUCUCCCUGCGGCUGCGAAUUACGCCGACUACGGUACCGAAGCAACGAGAUUAUGAUUGACAGGGAAAAGAAGGAGCUUGGGACGACCGGGAUAAGCUUCAGAGAGCUCGAUUUGGAAGAUGGAGGAGAGCCCGAGGAGAGAGGAGCGGGAGACUCGAGAGGAGAGAGAGAAGAUAUUAAGAGAUGGAGGGAGGGAAGAGAUGAUGACUCGCCUAAAUUAGGGUUUUGCGAUUUCCUCUCAGUCUCUCUCUUCCAGGCUAAAAUCAUGGAUUUGUGCUUUCCUCUUUCGGAACUUGCAGAUGAAAUCGUGGAGGAUAUCAUAGCUCGUGUGCCGAGAUUCGAUUACCCAAGCCUCUCUCUCGUUUCGAGGCGUUUCCGGUCAAUCGUAGCGUCGCCGGAGCUCUACGCGAGACGAUCGUCGCUGGGCUGCACCGAACACUGUCUCUAUGCCGUUCCAUUCAACCCACAAACACACGAUUACCGUUGGUACAUUCUCCUCCGGAAACCCAAUAGCAAUCGGUUGGUCCCUAUCCCGUCGCUUCCUCUAAUGCGUUCCCGUGGAAGAUAUGUCCCGGUGGGCUCGAGCAUUUACGCGGUGGGUGAAGACGACUUUGGAGUUACCGAUUCGAGUGCGUUAAGCAUCCGCAUCGACUGUACAUGUCAUACAGAGCAGCCCAUUUCCGACUGCCCUAAGCCUAUCGAUGGUACGGUCGCUGAUAUGGACGACGAUAAGGUUUAUAUAAUAGAUGGUAAGAGAGAUGAUGAUGAUAACUGGGUUAAGAGGAUCAAGGUGGUGAAUAGAAAAACACAAAUGUUGGAGAUGACAAAGCCAGAGGAGUUGCUAGGUCGAAUGUGGUAUGACUCUGUGGUGAAGGCGGGUAAGGUCCACAUGUCGGAUCAUAAUUUCCAUAGGAUUUUCGCGUUGAAUCGUAAGAGUUUGGAUGACAUUCACAUGGAGUGGAAGAAUGCGUGUGUCAUUGACCAGAUAUUGUACUACUAUGACUGUCAUGAGAACAAGCUAAGAAGCUUUGAUUCAAAGGAGAGGUGUUGGGGAGUGGUGAAUGGUGUGGGAAGACUGUUACCUGAGCGGGUUGCGUCGGUGUGGUCACAAACUGUUAGUUACGGUGGUAAUCUGGCUGUGUUCUUUUCUGAUAUAGAGACCGAGAGUGGGAAGAGAGAGAUUUGGUGUGCAGAAAUUUCACUAGAAAGAGGCCAAGGAGGAGAGGUUUUGGGUAAAGUUGAGUGGUGUCACGUUGUAUUUGUUGGACAUCUUGUCCUUCAAAAAGCUCUAGCUGUUAUGGUUUGA